Molecule: messenger RNA, 4076 nt
Organism: Phalacrocorax carbo (great cormorant)
Lineage: Eukaryota; Metazoa; Chordata; Aves; Suliformes; Phalacrocoracidae
Source: RefSeq, a predicted model, not a curated record
CACCACUACCACUGCCAUCCUCCUCACACACAAAAGCAGUGCAAUGAGCUGACUUAAGAGAACUGAGGCUUAGCCAGCUGCAAGCAGAAAAUAAUAAUAAUACCUUGGAGGGGAGGGAGGCACCAGAGGGAACAGCAGCCAUGGAAGAAUACAAAUAACUGCCCUCAAUUUUCCGCCUGCCGCCCCCACCCCAGAAAAUCCAAAUCACAAAGCAACAACUGCUGCAAGAAAGGCCGACCUAGAUGCAUCUCCACACUGCUCCACUGAGAAAACUGCACACAACUGCAUCCGGAUCCAGGUGCUGGACCUCCUGAGCAGCCUGCCUCCAUCAGGAGGAAUGCCUGGCUGGGAUACAGGCAGGAUCUUCUUUGUUCCUCAUUAGCCACAAGCAUUGCCUGCGUCCUUCCUCGAGGGAACCACUGUGCAGCCACAGCCCCUCCGUGAGCACGAUGGGAACCACAGAAGCUACUUUGCGGAUGGAGAACGUGGAUGUGAAGGAGGAAUGGCAAGACGAGGACUUCCCCAGACCUCUCCCAGAAGAGACGGGGAUGGAGUCGCUGGGCAGCCCUAUGGAAGAUGAGAAUACAUCCUCUCCCCCAAAUACUUUAAACUUUAAUGGGGCGCAUCGUAAGCGGAAGACACUUGUUGCACCUGAAAUCAACAUUUCCCUGGACCAGAGCGAAGGCUCCAUUCUCUCCGAUGACUUCCUGGACACGCCAGAUGACCUGGAUAUUAAUGUGGAUGAUAUUGAAACUCCUGAUGAGACAGAUUCCCUCGAGUUCCUGGGGAAUGGGAAUGAACUGGAAUGGGAAGAUGACACUCCCGUGGCCACAGCUAAGAACAUGCCUGGGGACAGUGCAGACCUGUUUGGGGAUGGUGGGACAGAAGAUGGGAGUGCUACUAAUGGCCGGCUCUGGAGGACCGUCAUCAUUGGAGAGCAGGAGCACCGCAUCGACCUCCAGAUGAUCAAACCCUACAUGAGAGUGGUGACACAUGGAGGAUACUAUGGAGAAGGUCUCAACGCCAUCAUUGUCUUUGCUGCCUGCUACCUCCCAGACAGUAACCUGGCAGAUUACCACUACAUCAUGGAGAAUCUCUUCCUAUAUGUGAUCAGUAGCCUGGAGCUGCUGGUGGCUGAGGACUACAUGAUCGUGUACCUAAACGGAGCAACGCCUCGGAGAAGGAUGCCAGGCCUUGGCUGGCUGAAGAAAUGCUAUCAGAUGAUAGACAGAAGGCUGCGUAAAAACCUUAAAGCAUUGAUAAUUGUGCAUCCUUCAUGGUUCAUCCGGACAGUGCUGGCUAUAUCCAGACCCUUCAUCAGUGUGAAGUUUAUCAAUAAGAUCCAGUACGUUCACAGCCUGGAGGAACUGGAGCAGCUUAUCCCAAUGGAGCACGUGCAGAUUCCAGACUGUGUCUUACAAUUUGAGGAAGAGAGGAUCAAGGCCAGAAAAGAAAGGGCAGAAGAGAAGCAAGACAUGGCUGAGAAGGAAAGCAGGCCUGUGCCUCCAGCAGAGGAUCAAGAAACCAGUAUGUCAUGAAUCGAAGUAGAGUGGAAUGAAUGGAGUAAAAGAAUGAUGCGGCCUGGCAGUCACCCAUGUAAAUGACCUUUUGGUAUAAGACCUUGCCACCAUCUUAUUCAGAAUUCUGUAAGAUCAUAGAGCCUGCCUCCCCUGUCUCCAAGAUGCAAAGUCCUUUAAACUUUUUGGAAACAUUUUACUUUUUUAAAAAAAUCAAUCCACAAAACAAGCCAAGAAUAGCACUUUUCAGGACAGGUUCCAGUGUUUCAAUAACGGUCUGUGGAGAGCUAUUAACUAGUGCAAAUCUCUCUUGGUAAGUUAAGUAACUUACUCUUAGUAAGUUAAGAGCAUCCUGUAGUCCAUUAUUCACCAGUCCAGAAAGAGAUAUAUUUUUUAAAUUAUAAACCCUUCCCCUAACUUGCUGCUGGCCAGCACUGAGACAUUUUCCUUUAAAGUGCGCACCCAGUUUCCUCCAGACAGACAUUACAAUGGCCAUUGCCCCAGGGAAUAACUAACACAGGCAAUGAAAACGGUGCAUUUUUGUCCUUCCUAUACCCAGUGUAUGUUUCUUCCUGAAAAUACAAAGUGCCCACAGGUCUAGGCACCUCUUCCAGCCUUGACCGCCUCAGUUAAUUCAUUGCCAGUUCCUUUUAUUAACUCUCACCAAACCAUCCCUACAAGUAAAUAGCACGUUUUUUUCCCCGAUCUGUUAUCAGUUUGUAAGGCACUCUGAUAACUCUGAAAGAGGGCCCCAUAUGGCAUGGCAGCCUCCACAGAACCUUCUCAUAUCAAUGCACAGACACCAAAAAGGUCUGGUUUUAAGAAGGAGCCUUAUGGACAGGAAAGAUUUUUCACACCUUGUCUUUGUAUUGAUUUUGUGACACUGGACAAUCAUUCACCAUUAAUACCUCCUAUUGUGGAGACAAGCUGCUAAGAGUUUGAAAUUUCCUACUUGCCAUCCCUGGGUAAUGAGGGUCUCAUCUAUAAUCAUACCUGCCUGGGAAAAACCCAGGUGGACAAUGCUGCAGAUGUGGAGGCAGGACGCUGUACCUGGAUUCAGUUCUCAGUUAGCUGAGAGAUGCAGACGUGAUGCUGAGACUCUUGAAAUUAGUGUUUUGGAUUCAUGAGGAUUCUGUGAGCAAAGAGGGGAAGAAAAUGUAAGAAACAUCUAUCUGGCCAAAAUCAUUUGGAAACUCCUGAUUUCACCAGAGCUAGCUCACACAAACUGUCUCAAAUGCAUCAGGUAAAACCCCUUGCAGACAACUGCAGAUGAAGAAUUACCUGCAUAUUUCACCACUUGAGGAGCAUUUCAAGCCUAGCAACCCCAACCCAUGGCUAUUUGAAAUGAACCACUGCUUCACUCGGCUCUGAGAUCCCCUGGAGGACAAUUCUGGCAAAGCAAGGUUUUCCUCAAGCGAGGGAUGUCUCCUCUGUAUACACAGAGCUUCUCUUUUUCCUUUCAGUGAAUAAAACUGCUACAGACAAGAUCUUUAUUUUGCUGAACACUACAAAGGAGCACCGAAUAUGCUUUUUAACGUUACUUCUCAUUUGAUGUGUUUUUCUCAUGCGCUUCCCUCGCAGAUGUAUUUACCAAACAGACCUUUGCAUGAAAAACAGAGCACUGCAUCCGCAGCAUUAACCCUAGAAGCUGAAGAGGGUAAAAACUCCGUACUCUGUCUCGCCGGCAUGUUAAUUAGAAGCACCAAGCAUCGACCUCCAUGGCUUUCUAGAAAUUUUGUUAUGAGCCAGUUAUUGACAAAGUGAAUUCUGUGCCACAAGGGAAAAACAGCACUUCGGUUUUUUGGAGUUUAGGUUUUAUGCCAAGUAACACCUCCCCGCAAAAGGCAUCCUGUCCUAAGCUUUCCAAACAGUCAGCAGACAUCUGUUUCAAGGGAGAAGCAGCAGUCAGAAAUCUUCAAACGUUAAUGUGUCAACCCGAUCUGCAAAGCUGAGUAUCCUUUUUCACACAUGGUCUGUCAGAUGGACUAAACGAACCCACUGAAAUUAAGAAAGGGCUCUUCUGAUCAAAUUAAUUUUAGCUCAGACUAGAAACAAUUACAAAUCUCCUUGUAGUAUAAGAGUACGUGAAUUCACUAUCUCCCACUUGGUUUAAUACUUAAAAUGAGAUUUUCCUUUUUUCUUUAGAGACUUUUUUUAUGCAUUUAGAUAAAAAAAUAAUCUGCUGUGCUUUCCACAAAAGAAUGCAAUGCCAUUGGGCACUGAAAGGGAAGUUUAUGAUUAUAUAAUGAACAAAAUUGAUAGAACACUUAAUAAUAUUUUAAAAGUACAACUCUAGAAACCUUUCAUGCACCUGCAGUUACUAAACACUUCAGCGAAAAAUGUUCACAACAUCAUGGAAAAUACUGCUGUCAUGGAACACAUGGGCAUGGAAGAUAAGAAACCUCGAUUACGUUUAGUCUUGGGACCCAAAGAAAUAGGCUGGUUCUUUCUCCUCAGCAGUAGCCAUACCAGAGGAAUGCGGGGUUUGGUUGUUUUGUGGUUUUUCCAAAGAAAAGACACUGUCUCCAUUUGCAGAAAAACUACAGAAAAAAACACAGA